Molecule: messenger RNA, 6502 nt
Organism: Symphalangus syndactylus (siamang)
Lineage: Eukaryota; Metazoa; Chordata; Mammalia; Primates; Hylobatidae
Gene: DENND2A
Product: DENN domain containing 2A
Biological process (GO): retrograde transport, endosome to Golgi
Cellular component (GO): actin cytoskeleton
Source: RefSeq, a predicted model, not a curated record
CAGGAGGCUGAGGCAGGAGGAUCGCUUAAGCCCAGCAGGUUGAAGCCGCAGUGAGCCAUCAUCAGACCACUGCACUCCAGCCUGGGUGACAGGGCGAGACCCUGUCUCCAAAAAAAAGAGUAAUUGAAAAAACUCCACAAAUGUCAAAUGCAGUAGUGAGAAGCGGGGAAGAGUAGAAUAAGGAGUUGGAUGCGUAACUGACUGUGAAUAAUCAAUUGAGUUGACUCACUGCCUUCAGACCAGUCCCACCCAGCUUCUUAACUUCUGAACCCUCCAGUCAACAUGAUGUCAAUGCCCAAACAAAAUUCUUGAGCCAAGAAAAGAUUUUACAGUAUUCACUUUAGCAAGAAGAACAACAGGGUUAGAUUAUGGACUGGGUUGAUAAACAUAAUCAGCUAUAGACGUUAGAAUUUUAAAAAUAUUUUUCUUCAACUUGUAGGACUUAGUUUCUGAAACUUACAGAAAUGUUCAAGCCUACAAAAAAUAUAUGAACUCCUGUGUACUCAUCAGCUAGCUUCAAAAUUUUGCAUGAUUUUUUAGUCUAAUUAAUUUUUUUUGUUUGUUUUCAGACAGACUCUCAAAAAAGAGUCUCGCUCUGUUGCCCAGGCUGGAGUGCAGUGGGGCAAUCUCAGCUUACUGCAACCUCCGCCUCCCGGGUUCAAGCAAUUCUCCUGCCUCAGCCUCCCGAGUAGCUGGGAUUACAAGCGCCCACCACCACGCCCACCUAAUUUUUGUAUUUUUAGUAGAGACAGGGUUUCCCCAUGUUGGCCAGGCUGGUCUCAAACUCCUGACCUCAAGUGAUCCACCAGCCUUGGCCUCCUAAAGUGCUGGGAUUAUAGGCAUGAGCCACCAUGCCCAGCCAGUUAAUUAAAAUUAUUAGUAAUAAGCCCAUCUGGUUAAUGGGAAGCUCCAUUUUUAUGGAAAGCAGUUGAGUGGGAAAAUGUGUUAUUACUAUCAAUCAUUCCAUUAUCUCUCAGAAUAUAGUCUACUUAGAUCACAAGACCAAAUUGCCUAAAAAGAAAUAAGGAACCUUGGGUUGUGUAAAAAUUCAAGCUGUCUUGAAGCCCAGCCCUUUGAUUUCUUGCGAGCGAGAGAUGCCCAGGCCAGGACAUUGGCCUCUGCGACCUUUGAUUUACCAUAUUUAAAUACAGAUUCUAGAGCAGCCCUCAGACUGUUGGCUUUGGUAAGUCUUGGUACAUCGGAGAGAGGUGCCCAGGAAUCUGCAUGUCUGACAGGGUCCCCAGGUUGACUGGAACUGAUCCCCCAUGGACCACACUUUGGAAAAUAGUUCUAUCUCACAAUCCCAGACUAUAAAGUGAUAAUGAAGUUUAUCAUGGUAAUUUAAGUCACAGAGCACUCCCAACUAGCAAAUUCGGCUGGGUUCGUUACUUAAUUAAUGAUUUUUUUUUUUUUUUUUUGAGACAGGGUCUCACUCUGUCACCUGGGCUGGAGUGCAGUGGUGCAGUCUCAGCUCACUGCAACCUCCAUCUGCUGGGCUCAAGCAAUCCUCCCACCUCAGCCUCCUAAGUAGCUGGGACUGCAGGCGUGCACCAGCAUACCCAGUUAAUUUUUGUAUUUUUGUAGAGACGAUGUUUUGCCAUGUUGCCCAGGCUGGUUUCAAUCUCCUGAGCUCAAGUGAUCAGCCCACCCCGGCCUCCAAAAGUGCUGGAAUUACAGGUGUGAGCUACCAUGCCCAGCCAGUUAACAACUGCUAAUCGUCAGAGACAAAAAGGGAAAGGUCAAUUUUUUAUAGCAACAUUUUUAAUAUCUUUGUGAAUUCAGAAAUGCUGGUGGACUGAUUGCUGAGUGUUCAGGGGGAUUCUAUGCCCCCUCAGUGCCAGCCUCUGAAGCCCCCUGCACUUGCUUCUCAGUAUAUGGCAUCAGCCGUUUCUCUGGAGAUCGUGGUUUUCAUGCUGGAAGUUAUUACUCCCUGAUGGGAAGUGAGUUCACUUAAGUAUCAUGUCGUUUAAGUGUUUUUUGUGAUCUUUGACCUCCAAGUUCACACAUCUAUCUCUGUGCAUUCGACACAGUGGCCUUUUUUCCUUUUGGAAAAGCUGUGCUUCCUGAGAACUAUAGGGAAACUGUUUUCUUGAGGGCAUGGGGGGAGUUACAGGGUCGAUUGUGACCCAGGCACAGCCCUGGUGCUCUUGAUGACGGCAGAGACUGUGUCUUACUCAUCUUUGAGUCCCUCGGUGCAUCCUGCACACAGCCUGGCACCUUGUCCUAGUGCCAGUGAAAGGGGAAGCCAGCUUGGAAGAGAGCUGCUGGCUCAUAUGGAACAAGGUUGGAUUCUUGUGGGUUUGGUCUGCGUGGAGGGUGGUGGCAGUGGUGGGGAGGGGCUGUUCUCCCUGACAUCCACUGGGGCCCUCUGCCAGAUGCCGGACAGAAGAGUAGUGUCUGUGGGCCCAGCCAAGUGGAGGGACUCCAGAAGCUUUCAGCUCUGCGGAGCUUUGUGAGAGGAACAAUGAGUUCCUUCCUGUCCCUGAAAGGCCUUUCAGGGCUACCCUGCAUGAUGGGACGGGCAAGCCUUGGGGCCUGGCUUCUUUAAAGAAGUAGGCUCGGUUACAACAUAGAUCGAGCCCCACAAUGUCUGGUGCUGAGUUGCUGGGUAGGGGGACAGCCGAAUUCCAUGGACGGGCCAGAGCUCCAUGCUCCCGUCCACCCACACACACACAGUUGGCAGAUGUGUCUGUUCCCUUCCUUGCUCCCCCAGCUCAUGGUUCCCCAGCCUCCCUCUUGUUCAUUUGUUACCAUGUGCACUCUCCUUUUCUUUUUCUCUUUCUCUCUGGCCUUCCUCCCUUCCUCUCCUUGUUCCCAAGAGCUAUCUACAUGUCUUGAAGUUCUGCCCUUUGAUUUCUCGGGAGGGAGAGGAUGCCCAGACCAGGACAUCAGGCAGCCAUCCCAUCACCUAGCAGAGAAACCAUCCUGGGAAAUAGGGCAACCUGGAACUCCCCUCGGUGCUGACAUGAUGACAGUGUGCAGGCCGGCCAAAGGCAGCUACAGCCAGACUGAAAACCUGAACUACAAAUUGGCUGACAAGGUCAAGGUGGAAGGUCCAAGGACUGAGAAAGACCCUCGAAGGCAUCCACUUUAGUCCUCCAUUCCAUUCCUAGAGACUGAUCAGGAGUCGGGCUUCAGAAGGAGCCCCCUGGAAGGCCUCUGCAACCUCACGCUAGAGUCAAGAAUGGAUAUGUUCAGCUUGGAUAUGAUCAUCAGUGACCCAGCUGCAGAAGCCAGCAGGGCUGGGAAGAAGCAGCUCAGAGGCGUUCAGAACCCUUGCCCAUCUGCCAGAGCCGGACCCCGGCACAAGUCCCUCAACAUAAAGGACAAGAUAUCAGAAUGGGAAGGGAAGAAAGAGGUGCCUGCUCCUGCGCCCAGCAGGAGAGCAGACGUACAGGAGGAUUAUCUGCCAUCCUGUAUGGUGGAGAGGAGGAGUAGUGAUGGGGUGAGAACUCAGGUCACAGAGGCUAAGAAUGGAAUGAGGCCAGGAACAGAGAGGACAGGGAAGGAGAGGAAUAAAGGAGCAGUGAACGUCGGGGGACAGGACCCAGAGCCGGGGCAAGACCUAAGCCAGCCAGAACGGGAAGUGGAUCCCAGCUGGGGCCGAGGCCGAGAGCCAAGAAUUGGCAAGCUACGCUUUCAGAACGAUCACCUCUCAGUGCUGAAGCAGGUCAAGAAACUCGAGCAGGCUUUGAAGGAUGGGUCGGCAGGGCUGGAUCCCCAGUUGCCAGGGACUUGUUACUCCCCACACUGCCCUCCUGACAAAGCAGAGGCGGGGCCCACCCUUCCUGAGAACCUCGGAGGCGGGAGUGGCUCAGAAGUCAGCCAGAGGGUCCACCCCUCGGACCUGGAAGGCAGGGAGCCUGCCCUGGAGGUUGUGGAGGACAGGAAAGGUUCAUGCAGAAGGCCCUGGGACCGGAGCCUUGAGAAUGUCUACAGGGGCUCGGAGGGUUCCCCCACAAAGCCCUUCAUCAACCCUCUGCCAAAACCCCGGAGAACGUUCAAACAUGCCGGAGAAGGAGACAAAGAUGGGAAGCCUGGCAUCAGCUUCAGGAAAGAGAAAAGAAAUCUGCCUCCUCUGCCCUCUCUACCUCCCCCGCCUCUGCCCUCCUCUCCCCCGCCUUCCUCUGUGAACAGAAGACUGUGGACCGGGAGGCAGAAAUCCAGUUCAGACCACAGAAAGUCCUAUGAGUUUGAAGAUUUACUGCAGUCUUCCUCUGAGAGCAGCAGGGUGGACUGGUACGCGCAGACUAAGCUGGGGCUGACACGCACUUUAUCGGAGGAGAACGUCUAUGAAGACAUUCUAGAUCCGCCAAUGAAGGAGAACCCUUAUGAGGACAUCGAGUUACAUGGUCGCUGCCUGGGGAAGAAGUGUGUCUUGAAUUUUCCUGCUUCUCCCACCUCUUCCAUCCCUGACACACUCACCAAGUCAUUGUCCAAACCUGCUUUUUUCCGACAAAAUUCAGAGAGGAGGAACUUCAAGCUGCUGGACACUAGGAAGCUGAGUCGGGAUGGAACUGGGUCUCCUUCCAAAAUCAGCCCCCCCUCCACUCCCAGCAGCCCUGAUGACAUUUUCUUUAACCUUGGAGACCCACAGAAUGGCAGGAAGAAGAGAAAGAUACCUAAGCUGGUGUUGCGAAUCAACGCCAUUUAUGAGGUCCGGAGAGGAAAGAAACGGGUGAAGAGGCUGUCCCAGUCAAUGGAGAGCAACUCAGGAAAAGUGACGGAUGAGAACAGUGAGUCUGACAGUGACACAGAGGAGAAGCUGAAAGCUCACAGCCAGCGCCUGGUCAACGUGAAGUCCCGCCUGAAGCAGGCGCCUCGGUACCCAUCACUUGCCCGGGAGCUCAUCGAGUACCAGGAGAGGCAGCUCUUCGAGUACUUUGUGGUUGUGUCUUUGCACAAGAAGCAGGCCGGGGCUGCCUACGUGCCAGAACUUACCCAACAGUUCCCUCUGAAGUUGGAAAGGUCUUUCAAGUUCAUGAGAGAAGCUGAGGACCAACUGAAGGCCAUUCCCCAGUUCUGUUUCCCCGAUGCCAAGGAUUGGGUUCCUGUCCAGCAGUUCACCAGUGAAACAUUCUCAUUUGUCUUAACUGGAGAAGAUGGGAGCAGAAGGUUCGGUUACUGCCGAAGACUGCUGCCUGGAGGCAAAGGGAAGCGCCUUCCUGAAGUUUACUGCAUUGUGAGCCGCCUGGGAUGCUUCAGCCUCUUUUCAAAGAUCUUGGAUGAGGUGGAAAAAAGACGAGGUAUCUCUCCUGCCCUGGUUCAGCCACUCAUGAGAAGUGUCAUGGAAGCCCCUUUCCCAGCCCUGGGCAAAACUAUCCUUGUCAAGAACUUCCUGCCAGGUUCAGGAACUGAGGUGAUCGAACUGUGCCGCCCGCUGGACUCCCGGCUCGAGCACGUGGACUUUGAGUCUCUCUUCUCCUCCCUCAGCGUCCGCCACCUGGUCUGUGUGUUUGCCUCCCUGCUUCUGGAGAGGAGGGUCAUCUUCAUUGCAGACAAGCUCAGCACCCUGUCCAAGUGCUGCCACGCAAUGGUGGCGCUGAUCUACCCCUUCACCUGGCAGCACACCUACAUCCCGGUGCUGCCACCCGCCAUGGUCGACAUCGUGUGCUCGCCGACGCCCUUCCUCAUCGGGCUGCUCUCCAGCUCGCUGCCGCUGCUCAGGGAGCUGCCGCUGGAAGAGGUCCUUGUGGUUGACCUCGUCAACAGCCGGUUCCUCAGACAGAUGGACGAUGAGGACUCCAUCCUGCCCCGGAAGCUUCAGGUGGCCCUGGAACACAUUCUGGAACAGAGGAACGAGCUGGCUUGUGAGCAGGACGAAGGGCCCCUAGACGGCAGGCACGGCCCAGAGUCCAGCCCCUUGAAUGAGGUGGUGUCUGAAGCCUUUGUCCGCUUCUUCGUGGAGAUUGUGGGACACUACUCUUUGUUCCUGACGUCGGGCGAGCGCGAGGAGAGAACCCUGCAACGGGAGGCCUUCCGCAAAGCUGUCUCCUCCAAGAGCCUCCGCCACUUCCUGGAGGUCUUCAUGGAGACUCAGAUGUUUCGGGGCUUCAUCCAGGAGCGGGAGCUGCGCCGACAGGAUGCCAAAGGUCUGUUUGAGGUCCGAGCCCAAGAGUAUCUGGAAACACUCCCCAGUGGAGAGCACAGCGGUGUCAAUAAGUUCCUGAAGGGACUAGGCAAUAAAAUGAAAUUUCUCCACAAGAAAUAACUCUCAGCUCAGCCUCAAGAGAAGACUUCCUCCUAGUGCAGCCCCAUGCUUUAAAAACAGUUCCUGGUGGCCUUUCUGAAAGGCUGGGUCCCAGGUUGUCGCCGUGCGGAACUGGAGGCCGCGGUGGCUUCUGGCUGAGGCUGGGCUCUCCCCUGGACGAGAGCCUGGGAGCCGCCCAGGAGGACAGCCCCGGAAAGGGAGCCCGAGACCAGGCAUGUUGCUGACAUGCAAAUGGGUUGUUUUGGCGGUUGGAAUUUUUUUAUCUUAGAUAUUAAAAGUAAGAAAAACGUG